Messenger RNA from Cutaneotrichosporon cavernicola, 1032 nucleotides. RefSeq lists its product as uncharacterized. Gene Ontology annotation, biological process: sphingolipid biosynthetic process. Gene Ontology annotation, cellular component: endoplasmic reticulum membrane. The record is from RefSeq and is a predicted model, not a curated record. NCBI's taxonomy places the organism in Eukaryota, Fungi, Basidiomycota, Tremellomycetes, Trichosporonales, Trichosporonaceae. The coding region runs from base 1 to 1032 and encodes 343 amino acids. Gene Ontology annotation, molecular function: sphingolipid delta-4 desaturase activity; iron ion binding. The transcript is spliced from 2 exons.
AUGCACACCUUUCCAACACAUCUCAUCGACGCGUUGCCAACCAUGGCCGCGUCACACAACGCAACACUCCUCGCGGCCAUCACACCCACGACCCUCGACCCACCGUUCUACUACACGUCACGACAGCACCUGUUCGACUGCAUCACAGACCGUAACCUGUCGCUCCUUGCGCCCAUCGCGAUCUACUGGGUCCUCUCGACCAUAUUCCACAUCCUCGACACGAUCGAGCUGCCUUACUUUGAGCGGCACCGUAUCCACCCAAGUGCAGAGGUCACGAAGCGCAACCGCGUGGGCUUCUGGACCGUCGUCAAUGGUGUCAUCUUCCAGCAGGUCGUCCAGACGUGUCUCGGGUUGAUUGUCCUCGACUCGGACGAGACGCUCCUCCGCACAGAGGUCCUGAGGGACCACCUCGCCUCUAUGGCAUGGCUCGCGCCUCGUGUCGCUGAUUUCACGUUCCUCUUCCUCGGCAAGAACGUGGGCAUGACUGUCCUCAACGCGUACGGUGCACGCCUUGUCAACUUUGCGUACUGGUGGGCGAUCCCAUCAUUCCAGCUCUUCGCCGGCUUCUGCAUUAUCGACACGUGGCAGUAUUGGCUGCACCGCACGAUGCACGUUUACCCCACACUGUACAAGAUGUUCCAUUCGCACCACCACCGGCUGUACGUGCCGUUUGCGUUCGGCGCCCUCUACAACCACCCCGUCGAGGGGCUGCUCCUCGACUCUCUUGGUGCGGCGCUUGCGCACAUGGCGACGUUCAUGACGAUCCGCCAGGCGAGUCUCCUCUUCUUCCUGAGCUCGUGGAAGACUGUCGACGACCACUGCGGCUACAAGCUCUGGUGGGACCCGUGUCAGCUCUUCUUCAACAACAACGCCGACUACCACGACAUCCACCACCAGAGCUACGGCAUCAAGGCCAACUUUGCCCAACCGUUCUUCACAAACUGGGACUACUUCCUCGGCACCCAGAUGACGCGCGAACAAGCGCAACAGCGCCACGCCGAGGCAAAGGCACGCGCCGCAAAGAGCCAGUAA